Molecule: messenger RNA, 648 nt
Organism: Dioszegia hungarica
Lineage: Eukaryota; Fungi; Basidiomycota; Tremellomycetes; Tremellales; Bulleribasidiaceae
Exons: 3
Coding region: 1-648 (215 amino acids)
Source: RefSeq, a predicted model, not a curated record
AUGUUCUCCCACAAACCCCCUCCUCCCCCUCGCCGCGCUCGUCUCGCUUACGAUCCCUUCCGAGCCCCUGAGGACACUCCCCUCCCUCCCAGUCCGCCUCCGCCCGCCUCCGCGCACGUCCUCGGUCACCUCAUCAGCUACAUUACGGUCUUCCAGAACGCUCAUCCCGACUGGGAAAGCGCGGGCGAGCUCUGGAUUCAUACUAGCGCGGAGGCGUUGAUGGAAGACUAUGGAGCGGAAGGGGAGGGGAAAAAGAGGAACUUUGGUCGGCCCCUUCCGCUCUUCCUCGAGUCUACGCGCAGGAAUGACAAUCUCGAGUUUGCUGGCUGGUACCAACUUGAUAAGCUCAGAGUGGUACCUGCCGAGUCUGACGAGCUGAGGGAGCUACUCCAUCGCAAGGAAGCAGCUCAAAGCUACAAAGGCGGCCGUCCCGCUCAUCUCUGGGCCGAAUCGUUCGCCCAGCAAUGGAUCAAGCUUCGACUCACUCGCUCCCCGCCCUUGUCAGACCACUAUGCUCGGCUCGAAGACCCCAUGAAGCUGCGCGGGGGACCUCAAGGGGAGGUGCAGCGGUACCUUCUCACGAUUGGCGGGUUGGAGGAGGAGAUGACAAUUCUGGAGGGAGAGACAGUCACAGAGCUGGCGGUUUGA